AUGGCUUCUACCAUGGCCGCAAAUGCAACCAGCGUACACAACGCACGAUCCAACCGGGCUUCCAACAUGAGUUCAUCCGGGAUGAACGACCGCAACCGCGGACCACAAGGCAACAGUGUCGGCAAGGGUUUCGGUGCUAGUAAGGCUAGCUGGAAGAACAACAUCUGGGGUGACUCCAACCUUGGAGGAUUCGGAGAUGAGCAACACCUUGGCGAGACUGCAUUCGAAGGGAAGUCAGGAUCGGGUUCCCUUCUCUCUACAUCGGAGUCAGACGGCUGGUCGGGACGUGCCAACUUGCCAUGGAGCACUGUCAAUACCAACCCCUCCUUCCAGAACAGAGGCCUCGCCACAUCACCCACCCAGACUCGUGCAAAUGACCGCAGUGCUCCUGCUAUCAACGAAGCUAGUGAUAGCUCUUACUUUGCUCUGCCUCGCACUUCUGGCAUCAGCACCGCCGCUGGCACCGCGAGCCACCGACCCUACCUCAACGCUGCGUCGGAGGGUGUGUCCCCGUCCGGAGAAGGCAUCUCCUUCGGUGGGUUUGCUGGCCGACGACAGAUGAACACGACCGGUCUCGGUGGCAGCCCCGUGGGAGCGACUUUCCCUGUGAAGCCUGGCUUUGCGAACCCUCUCGAUGGUGCAAGCGGAGAUGGCAUGGGUGCUUCAAUGGGCAUGACAUCAUUGGGAUCUGGAAUUGCCGAGCAUAUGUCUCCGCCCCAGGGUCGCAGCGCACUAUCGCACGCCUCUCACAACUCCGCCUCUUACACCACUCAACGUCCAGCUCACUCCGCCCAUCCCUCCUUCUACUCCGACAAUCACAGCAUCGAUGGCCGCUACAGCGGUGGCUCGAUGGACCUCAACGCCGGGUUUAGCAAGCUGCAGCUCAACGAAGCCAAUUAUGCGUCCCAAGCGGCUCAGCGACCCUCGUUCGUUCCUCAUGCAUCCUUUGAUGGCACUUUCCAGCGUGGGAAGUAUCAGAACAACGAAGACGCCUACCAAGCACUUGGAUACACCGGAGAUGCUGCACAGGAGAUGCAGCUUGCCUACCACGCACGAUCUAGAGCCGCGAACACUGGCUCGAUCUCACCAUCGGACUAUGCCCGCAUGGAUAGCCCCAUCUACACCGGCGUGGACGGCACUGCCGCCCAGUACCGCAACACAGGUGCAAAUGAAAGCCAAGUGGCAGCCUUUGAGCGCAGGCUCCGAAACUUCCAGGAGCAGGAGCUUGCCCAAGGCUCUUCGCGGAUGCAGUACCCUCCUUCUUACGAUUUCCAAGCUUACCAGGCUUCUCGUCUGAACGCUAUCUCCGGAUUCUACCCAGUAGGUCAACUUAGUGGCCUCGGUGCCGCAGCUCUCGUUUCGCGCACUCAGCGCGAGCAUGAUCCCACCCAGGUUGUCCGCAGCCCCCUCCUAGAAGAGUUUAGGGCCAACAGCAAGGGAAACAAGCGCUACGAGCUGAAGGACAUCUACAACCAUGUUGUUGAGUUCAGUGGUGACCAGCACGGCUCUCGCUUCAUUCAACAGAAGCUUGAGACCGCGAACAGCGACGAGAAAGAGCAGGUGUUCCGUGAGAUUCAGCCCAACUGUCUUCAGUUGAUGACUGAUGUCUUCGGUAACUACGUCGUCCAGAAGUUGUUCGAGCACGGCAACCAGACUCAGAAGAAAAUACUGGCUAACCAGAUGCGCGGCCAUGUUUUGGCCUUGUCGACCCAGAUGUAUGGGUGUCGAGUGGUCCAGAAGGCCCUGGAGCACAUCCUGACUGACCAGCAAGCUGCGAUGGUCAAGGAGCUGGAGAACCAUGUCCUCAAGUGUGUUCGUGAUCAGAACGGCAACCACGUCAUCCAGAAGGCCAUUGAGCGUGUUCCUUCGCAGUACGUGCAGUUCAUCAUCAAUGCCUUCCGCGGCCAGGUCAACAGGCUCGCCGCCCAUCCUUAUGGCUGCCGUGUCAUUCAGAGAAUGCUUGAGCACUGUGAGGAGGUAGACCGCCAGUCCAUUCUGGCCGAGCUUCAUGCCUGCACAUCCAACCUCAUCCCUGACCAGUUUGGCAACUAUGUCAUCCAACACGUUAUUGAGAACGGUGACGAGAAGGAUCGCACUCGCAUGAUUGACAUUGUCAUGGGACAGCUCCUGGCCUACUCCAAGCACAAGUUUGCUAGCAACGUGGUUGAGAAGAGCAUUGAGUUCGGUGCGGAACAUGAGCGUAUCCACAUCAUCAGUACCCUAACCUCUACGAACGACCGCGGCGAGAGUCCUCUCCUUGGUCUCAUGCGUGACCAGUAUGGCAACUAUGUCAUUCAGAAAGUGCUGGGCCAAUUGAAAGAUGCCGAGCGUGAAGCCCUCAUCGACCAGAUCAAGCCCCUUCUCAGCCAGCUGAAGAAGUUCAGCUAUGGCAAGCAGAUUGUCGCUAUCGAGAAGCUCAUCUUUGACCCUAACUCUCCUGCGACUGUCCCUCUGUCUCACACCACCUCCACCACUCCCCCUCACUCCCACAAAUCCUCCCCGCAACCCGCCAAGCGCUCAAUCCCAACUGAACAGCCCCGGGCCCCUUUCGUGGGUAACGCACCACCCACCCCUCCCCCGACGGAUGCCCAGACCACCGUCGAUACCACCCUUGAGUCGAAGGGCCUUGCUAAGAGCACAGUGACCUCGGUUUCGAGUCCCGAGACAGGCAACACCGGUGUUACCGUCCCGGUCGAUGUCACUAGUGCUCACUAA
Penicillium samsonianum is the source of this 2715-nucleotide messenger RNA. RefSeq names its product mRNA-binding protein PUF3. The record is from RefSeq and is a predicted model, not a curated record. NCBI's taxonomy places the organism in Eukaryota, Fungi, Ascomycota, Eurotiomycetes, Eurotiales, Aspergillaceae. Gene Ontology annotation, cellular component: cytoplasm. Gene Ontology annotation, biological process: nuclear-transcribed mRNA catabolic process, deadenylation-dependent decay. The transcript is spliced from 4 exons. Gene Ontology annotation, molecular function: mRNA 3'-UTR binding. Bases 1 to 2715 code for a protein of 904 amino acids.